AGGUCUCUUGAGGGUUCCCAUCUGUGGUGACUUGCCCACUCAAACACACAGCAUGUGGCAGCUGCUACCACCAGCAGCUUGGCUGCUUCUAGUUUCAGCUGACAUACGAGCUGAUUUCUCAAAGGCUGUGGUGGACCUAGACCCUGUGUGGGACCGAGUGCUCAAGAACGACAGUGUGACUCUGAAGUGCAAGGGAACCUACCCUGUUGAAGACAAUUCCACAAAGUGGUGGCACAAUGGGACUCUCACCUCAAAACAGACCUCCAGCUACCUCAUCAAAAAUGCCCAGGUUGAGGACAGCGGCGAGUACAACUGUCAGACAGGCCUCUCUGCACCCAGCGACCCAGUGAAGCUAGAAGUCCACGAGGGCUGGCUAUUGCUCCAGACCCUUCAACGGGUGGUAAAUGCGGGACAGCCCAUUCAGCUGAAGUGUCACAGCUGGAAGAAAACUCCUGUAGUAAAGGUCCAGUAUUUCCAGAAUGGCAGAGGCAAGAAGUUUUUUCGUCAGAAUUCUGACUUCCGCAUUCCAGAAGCACGACUUGAACACAGUGGUUCCUACUUCUGCAGGGGGAUUAUCGGGACAAAAAACGAGUCUUCGGAGUCUGUGCAGAUCACUGUUGUUCAAGAUGUAAAAUCUUCACAAACCGUCUCAUCAUUCUUUCCACCUUGGCACCAAAUCACUUUCUGUCUGGUGAUGGGCCUCCUAUUUGCAGUGGACACGUGGCUGUAUUUUUCUGCUCAGAGAGACCUUCGAAGCUCAGAGGAAUGGAGGGAUGGCAAAGUCACAUGGAGCAAGGGCCCUUAGGACAAAUGAAGGCAUCUCUGGGAGCAGCAGGAAAAUUACACUUCAGACUCUAGGGAUCUGAGGAUCCUUCACCCAGUUCUGUUUCUUCUAGUCUCCUAUGGAAAGAAAGUGCCAACAGUGAAGGACCAGCAAAUAUCUGCAUUACCAGAAAUAGAAGUCUCAGAGCUACUUGGAUGCUUUCUCUAUUUCAACCAUUCUAUCCCAAGAGAACAACAAUACAGACUCUCAAAGAUUACCCCUGUUGUAUGAAGAUUGUGCUUAAAUAAUGGAUAUGUAAAUACGAGAAUUUGUGGUGGAGAGGCAGCUGGAUGGUGGUCUACAUCUGUUGCUGCAGACUGGCUGCCUUCAAAGCACCCUAAAACUCCUUCUAGAUAGACUGUGGGUACAUUUGGGGGUCUAGGGAACAGAGCACAACCAAUGAAGAGGGUGGCUAGGAAAGAGCAGGGUAGUCCAGGAUAGACUAGACAAGACCACCACCUGGGCUGUCUUCCUAGAACAUGAACCAUGGUGGAGGUAAAAGAAAAUCACAGAACUGAGAUAGGAUUGAGUUUUCCAGGGGAACCCCUGUCAAAAGUAUACAAUGUGAGUCUGUGAGUAUACAAUGAUAAACCCUCUCAAUGUCAUAAAUAGAAAAUGGUCCAGGAAAGGGGUUAGGGGUUGGAGGAUUUGCAAAAGAAAGCUCAGAAUAAACUCAUUGGAAGGAACAUUGCUGUCCCAAAUUAAGCCCAGUGAACAAAGAUAUAUCAGUGUCUACACUGAGAAAGCAUUACAAGAAAAAGUCAACCACAGCUGCACAGGAAGGAGUUGGCAGGAGAUAACGAUGCUUUUAUACUGAGAAUUAGAGAGAAGGGGCAUAUAAAACCAGAAUUUUCACUUCAGUAUCUAAUUCAGCUUUAUUCACAACACCCUUAAACAAAUGUUGGGUAAUCACUAUUAAAUGUACUAAACUCUACUAAAUUAAAUCAUGAACUUUGAAAUCCUUCAGCAUGUCAAUAAUAAUGGAGUAGAGGUGAAGUCAAUCAUUGCUUAUGGAAGAAAGCUUUAGCUAUCUCUCUUUGUGUUUUAGAAGCUUUAAACUGAACAUUUCUUGAUUCCGGUAAGGCAUUUUACGAGAUUCUGAAUGUUAUUGUUAGAUAGAAGAUGGAAAAACCAUGAUAAUAAAACAUGAAUGAUGGAA
Messenger RNA from Odocoileus virginianus texanus, 1982 nucleotides. Its product is annotated as low affinity immunoglobulin gamma Fc region receptor III-A-like. Gene Ontology annotation, molecular function: transmembrane signaling receptor activity. Gene Ontology annotation, cellular component: plasma membrane. The record is from RefSeq and is a predicted model, not a curated record. Gene Ontology annotation, biological process: cell surface receptor signaling pathway. NCBI's taxonomy places the organism in Eukaryota, Metazoa, Chordata, Mammalia, Artiodactyla, Cervidae.